AUGAUGCUGUUACAACAAUCACUGAGUCAUAGAGUAGAGCAUUCACCCAGUUACGCACCUAAAAAUAAGGGAAUAUCAAGACUAGGAGGUCUUGGAGGAACAACUUACAAAGGACUGGAAGGUGUUGACCUUACUAGUGCUACUGUAUGUCAGAGAGAACCAACUAUUAACAGACUGCUUGAAUGUCUGUUUAAUGAACACAUUAUUCUAAUUAGAUCACCAUCAAUGACAGGAAAAACAUCCCUUGGACAACUACUUGGGGCCAAGUUGCUCCAAUUAGAUGAAGUGCAGAAUGGAUCAGCUUGUGUUUUUCGUAUUUCAUUGAUCUGGAUGGAAAACUUGAUUGAUCCUUCAUGGACAUUUGUGGAUGGAUUUCAAAUGCUUAUGAAUAUAACAUGGAAUGAGUUUCUCCAGCAAUGUGGAGAACCUUGUCAUUGUGGAAGUGCAUUUUGGAAUGCAUUUAAGCGCAUAAUGCAAAACUUGCAGCUUUCCAUUGUAGCAUUGGCCCCAUAUGGUCACUAUGGUGCUUAUGCUACUCGUGAAAAACAUAUUUGCUAUACCAAAGAAGAAUUUAGAGUUUAUUUUGAUCGAUUUUGUGAAGAACAUCUUAAAGAAAAAUUGGUAAAAGAUGACAUUCCAUAUCUUUUUAACUAUUUGUCCAAAAUAACAGUUUACCAUCCAGGUCUAAUUGUUUACACUAUGGAUCACAUUGGUGAAAGAUUUACCAAAAAAGACAGUAAUUCUUUAUCUUUUGAUAUACUUUUUUCUUAUCUAAAAUCUCAUGAUUUUAAUGAUCUCCUCAAGACUAUCCAUGCAUUUUAUCCAGCUUCUGAUCUUUCAUAUGAAGAAAGAAGAAUUGUUGAUGCUGUACUCUUCAAAAAAGGGGGUCUUGAUUAUGAAGCAGAGAAAAUUCCAAAUGAUGGUCGACUUCUUAAGACCAAUGCACUUGUUGAUACAAGUUCAAACAAAUCACAUAUUGCACUGCUUGAUUUUCCAGCACCAUUGCACUGA
Molecule: messenger RNA, 1011 nt
Organism: Entrophospora sp. SA101
Lineage: Eukaryota; Fungi; Glomeromycota; Glomeromycetes; Entrophosporales; Entrophosporaceae
Source: the annotation of a GenBank genome assembly